AUGCUCUGCUGUCUGCUGAAAGGUUAUUUUCCUGAACCCAAAGAACAAGGAAAUGUUGCUGGAGAACUUCAAAGAACAGAUUGCUUUGUCUGUGAGAAGCAUCCAGUGGAGCUAUGCAAUAUUCUGGUCUACUUCAUCUACCCAACUCAGGGUGUUGAGUUGGGGGAAGGAUAUUACAAUAGAGACAUUAAGACAAGGAAGACAAGUCAAGGAGUGGAACUCAAUUCUGAUCAGAUAGGGUUGCAGCGGAGUGAGCAGCUUCGAGAGUUAUAUAAGUCCCUCAAAGCUGUAGAUGCCAGCCCUCCAAUUAAGGUGAAGUACUACUCUGAGAAUAACAAGAGGCUUAUUCACUUCUCUACUUGUGAAGUUGCAUUUAUUCUGCCCUGCAGAGUUGACACUUUUCGAGACUAUAAGUAUCUGGGAACCCAAAACCGUGUUGAUGGAAUAGUUGGGGAGUACAAGUGGAUGACUUUUGGAGAAGCAGGUACUGCACGGUCAGCUAUAGGCUCUGGUCUGAUUUAUUAUGGAAUUCCAAAGGGAAGCAGUAAUCUUCAGCCCUUUAGCCACCAAAACCUGAUGAUGUUGCAACUAUUUGCUAUACAAGUGGUACAACUGGAACCCCAAAGUUAUAUAUCAUAUCUCCCUUUAGCACACAUUUAUGAGCGGACAAACCAAGUCAUGCAUGUACAUUUUGAUGAGACUCAGAUCACACAUCUGCCAAAAGAGGUCCAGAAGAUAUUGAGGUUAGAACAUGGCUUCAAUUGGGGUGUCAGAGAUGCUUGGAAACCCCAUCAAGUUGAGUGGUGCAACAAGGUCAGCACCAUCAGCUUCUAGCCCUGCCACCUUCGAGACUGUGGCUCUCUUUGGUAAGAAGAAGGCAGCACCACCUCCUCCUUCAAAGAAAGCUGCUGCUGCUGUCACUCCUGCCAAUGAUGAACUCGCCAAGUGGUAUGGAUUCUGGCUGAAGUUGAAAACCUUGCUACUAAUUGUAAUGAGACUGAGCUUAAGUUGUAUUAUUUCUGUAUUUUUUUUCAAUUUUUAGUUUUGGAAUUCGAACUCAAGAUUUAUUUUGUAUUUGAGUAUUAGUUUUUUAAUGUAUAAAACAAUUAUCGCAAAAAUUGUCACUAAUUAUUGUUUAAUUUAUGUUGUACUAAAAGUUGCAU
Molecule: messenger RNA, 1163 nt
Organism: Arachis stenosperma
Lineage: Eukaryota; Viridiplantae; Streptophyta; Magnoliopsida; Fabales; Fabaceae
Exons: 10
Coding region: 1-834 (277 amino acids)
Source: RefSeq, a predicted model, not a curated record